This is a messenger RNA of Rana temporaria (common frog), 4275 nucleotides long. RefSeq names its product ecotropic viral integration site 5 like (gene EVI5L). The record is from RefSeq and is a predicted model, not a curated record. Bases 340 to 2766 code for a protein of 808 amino acids. The transcript has 20 exons. NCBI's taxonomy places the organism in Eukaryota, Metazoa, Chordata, Amphibia, Anura, Ranidae.
CCAGAGCUCCUCGAAAAGCCCCACUGCAAUUAUUGUUCUCGUCAAAUCCCGCCCAUCUGUCAUUUUGCGGUUCGCCGAUUGGCCCAGCUUUCCCUGUCUAAUCUCUGAUUGGUUGCACUUGCGGCGUUCUUGGCUCCGUCCCGCUGUCACCGGUUUGGCUUUUCAUAGGCGGAUGUAAUGGUCAAUCCAUUGAACUCCACAACGUCAUUGGUCAUCUCUAUUGGACGUCAGAAGGAGGCGGGGACAUGCUGUGUGUCUGAUUUCUCCGCUGCUCGGUGGUGUCGAGCCCCGGGGAGGGUGGAGCUGCGUGACAGCGGCGGCGGGGGCCUGGGGUUAUAGAUGAGCAUUCUGGCCCCGCUCCCUCUCGCAGACAUGGCUAGUCCAGCCCUAAGCCCAGAUGAUUCGUCUUUGUCGGCAGCCCUCAGCAUCUCCCCCUCAGACUCCGAGAACCUCAGUCCAGAUGAACUGGAGCUGCUCAGCAAGCUGGAGGAACAGAACAGGCUCCUGGAAGCUGACUCCAAGUCACUGCGAAGUGUUACUGGAUCCUGCAGGACCAGCGUCACCUCCCCGGGGCCACCACCUUUGGACCAGGACAGCUGGGAGUUAUGGGGACGCAUUGUCACCCACUGGGAGGAGUGGACCAGGAGAAAGGAGAAGCUGCUGAAGGAGCUGAUUCGGAAGGGGAUCCCACAUCACUUCAGAGUCAUGGUAUGGCAGAUGUUGUGUAACGCAACAGACAUGCCAGUGAAGAAGCAAUAUGCCGACCUACUGAGAAUGUCCUCACCUUGUGAGAAGCUGAUCCGCAGAGACAUCGCUCGAACCUACCCUGAACAUGACUUUUUUAGGGGACAGGACAGCUUGGGGCAGGAGGGGCUGUUCAAUGUAAUGAAGGCAUAUUCACUGAUAGACCGGGAAGUGGGUUACUGCCAGGGCAGUGCCUUCAUUGUGGGCCUUCUUCUUAUGCAGAUGCCGGAGGAAGAAGCCUUUUGUGUGUUUGUGCGGCUGAUGCAGGAAUAUAGGUUACGGGAACUCUUUAAACCCAGUAUGGCUGAGCUGGGCCUAUGUAUAUAUCAGCUGGAGUAUAUGUUACAGGAACAGCUCCCGGAGCUGAAUCUACACUUCCGCUCUCACUGUUUCCACACCUCAAUGUAUUCCUCUUCCUGGUUUUUAACCCUGUUUCUCACCACCUUCCCCCUGCCUGUGGCAACCCGUAUCUUUGAUAUCUUUAUUUACGAGGGACUGGAGGUCAUAUUCCGAGUAGGGAUGGCAAUACUGACUGUAAACCAGACGGAGCUCAUGCAGCUGGACAUGGAAGGGAUGUCACAGUAUUUUCAGAAGGUUAUCCCACACCAGUUUGACAGCUGCCCUGAUAAACUCAUCCUCAAGGCCUACCAAGUCAAGUACAAUCCAAAGAGAAUGAAGCGACUGGAAAAAGAAUAUGCUGCUAUUAAAAGUAAGGAGAUGGAGGAGCAAAUUGAAAUCAAGAGAUUAAGAACGGAGAAUAGACUUCUGAAGCAACGUAUUGAAACUCUAGAAAAGGAGAGUGCUGCAUUAGCGGACAGGCUCAUCCAGGGUCAGGUGACACGGGCGCAGGAGGCAGAGGAGAACUACGCCAUAAAGCGAGAGCUGGCUGUAGUAAAGCAGCAAUAUUACACAGCAACUGAAAAUCUACAGAGUGCCCAGAACCAAAUCCGCCAGCUACAGGAUAAACAGAAUGAUCCAAGGGGGACUUCAGAGUUAGUCAGCCAUUUGGAGUCGGAGGUGGAGAAGGCACGGCUAAGAGAAGCUGAGACUUUGGAAGCACUGAAAGAAAUGCAGGACAAAGUGGUGGAGCUGGAAAAGCGGAACAGCGCUCUCCCAGAUGAGAACAAUGUUGCGAUGCUCCAGGACGAGGUCCAGAUUCUGCGGAGAAGAGAGGCUCAUGCUCUACAGGUCAUGCGUGAGGGACAGCAACAAGUGACUGAACUGACAGACCGUUGGCAGGCCCUGUCUUCACGGGGAGGUGGCAUUUGGAAAGACUCGCCUCGUAAGAGCGCCACUGGAGACCUGCAGGAUGAAGUCAUGUCUUCUCGGUUACGAGAAGUCCAGGCUCAGAGCGAAACCCGCGAACUUCGCCAGAGGGUACUCAUUCUGGAAAGUCAGGAGGCGAUGCAUGACAAACAGCUAUCCCGGCUGGAGAAGGAGUGUAAGGAGCUCAGAGAGCGGUUGCAAAGCGAGGCAACACAGAACAAGACCCUGCAGACCAAAAUAAAUGAAGAUAAGAGGAAACAUGCAGUGACGGAGUGUAAGAAUAAAGAAGAGGUGAUGGCGGUACGGCUGAGAGAAGCAGACAGCAUGGCCGCCGUGGCUGAGAUGCGUCAGAGGAUAGCUGAGCUGGAGAUUCAGAAAGAAGAGGGGAUGAUCCAGGGAAAAUUAAAUGACUCCGACUCUUCACAGUACAUCCGAGAACUGAAGGAUCAAAUUGAUGAGCUGAGGCAUGAGAUUCUCCUUCUUCGAGGUCACAAACCUUAUUCUGGCCCAAUGGCCUUUGAUGGACUGCACAUCUCCUCUUCAGGACGGGAUGAUGAUGACUCUCUUCCUUCCUCUGAUGAAGAGCUUCUUACUCGCCCUCUUGGAGCUUUGCAAGAUGCGCUUUAUUCUCAUUCACCCCACAAGUCCUGUUUCCUAAGGCCCAUGAGAAGUUCUGUCAGCUCUGACAGUGAAGAAGGUGUAGAAACCAAUGGAGCCACUUCCGAUACACCCCCUGAGCCCGCCGAAGAGGAAUAACAUAGGGAAAAGAGGAGGCUGAAGCUCACAGGGGGGAAUCCAUGUUGGAAUCUUCCUUUGAUGCUAUGGAAAGACUGAUGCCUUGAAAACAGCAGGAGCUUGGUUGUUCCAUGCUGAAUAAGCAACCUAAGGGUACGUAAUGGGUGCUUUAACUGCUCCAUAUCUCCCCAAAAAGGGGACCAGAGGAGUAGACACUCCAAUUAACAAGUAUGCCAACCUGCGCUCGACUGUUGCAAGGGAGCUUGGAAAACAGACCCGAAGGGUCGUAUUGACAUUCUUGAAAUCCUGUAUAGUGUUUUAUUUUCACAUCUAACACUAACCUGAAAAGCGAAUCAGCACUGUUUAAGCUUUACAUCCACAGAACACUAACCAGCACGUCUACUGGAGGUAAGCAGUGGCAAACUGGAAUCUAACACACAUUAACACUUGCAAUAUUUCAGGUCUGUUAUUUCAGUAUUAGGUGGAUCCUAUUCCAGCUGCCUAUCUCUAUUUCUUGGGAUGCAGAGUAUAGAAUCAGAAUCAAUGCAGACCAAUGUGACUGCCGGGUCAGUACACAGGACAGUAUUGGUGUCAAUAUAAUGAAGAAAACUAUUGGCAUGCUAGACCAAUGCCUGGUAUUAGACCAGCGUCUUUGUGUAAGAAACCUUACACCCCCAAACACACUUCCUCCAAUGUUUUUCUAAACUUGGUAAUGCCUCAUCAUAGACUAGUAAAAUUAGCCUGUCAUUAUAAUAGAGUUUGACAUAAGUCACUAAAAAAGCCACACCUUGACUGUUAAAGUGGAACUCCAGCCAAAACCUUUUUUUUUCUGCUUUGUAAUAUGGCGGUUGUUCUAACCCUUCUAUACUCAAAGAUUUAUUAGAAAAAAAAAUUUUGGGAUAGAUUUCCACUUUGACUUGACCAAAGAUCGUAAUUGCAGGCUCUCUAUAAAUUCCACUUUGGGAUGCAGAAUGGUGUGCUGGAACUGAUUUAGAUACAACAUUUGCAUAUAGUGCACAUCUGGGUAUUGGACAGGGGAGGAUUGGGAACACUUUGGUCUGGGUGACAACCAAGUUAUUUCAUGGUAGAGACAGAUGUAUUUUCCAAGGUCGGCUCCCUUUGCAGCUCAACGCAUUCGGUCACAUGACAUCUGCGACCACUGCUAGGCACUAUGAUCGUACGUUGAAAAAUGUAGCUUUGUAAUGCCCAUUGUGUGUCACUGACUGCAUAUCCUACUUUGAGCAAUGCCGGAAUGGUGAAGAUUGUCAACUUAGGGCAAUCAGCCCAACAUAUCUUGCUAGACCUGGCUUAAGGGAAAAUGCCCUCCUGACCCCCAUCCUGGUCCUCCUCUAGUAUUAGCACUACAGGGGCAUUCAGAAGGAUUCUAGAAUGCCAGAAUGUGUCAUUGUUACUACUGAACACCUCCGUAGGACACAGCCCAGGAAGUCUAAUGCCCCCGUACACACAAUCGGAAAUUCCGACAGCAAAAGUCCGAUGUGAGCUUUUGAAUGGAAAUUCUGACCGUGUGUA